Messenger RNA from Ectocarpus sp. CCAP 1310/34, 2047 nucleotides. NCBI's taxonomy places the organism in Eukaryota, Phaeophyceae, Ectocarpales, Ectocarpaceae. The record is from the annotation of a GenBank genome assembly.
UUUCUCGACGGAAUCUUCCGAAUUUGGCGGGACGUUCUUUGUGCGCGUAAGUUAAUACCCCGAGUGACGCAUCUUGACUACACGGAGGACGUGGGAACGGACGUUGGGUUCGUCACAGAGACCCCGAGCUUGGUACGAUCAGUUGGAACUAUCUUGACUGCAUCCUGCCCGACACACCCAAAAUCAGCGACAGCAACAGGUGGGCUCCGACAGCGGGAGCAAACCGUUCCGCCACGAAAAGAACCCACUACCCGCCGCAGCAACAGCAGCAGCAGCAGACUCGGAAGCAAGGAAGGCGCGCCAGACAACGACAUGCAAAAGUUUUGCACGCUCAGCCCCCGCCCCCCUGUGGCCCGCCUGCCACUGCUGAGUGCAUGAAGGCUCUGCGGCUGAUGGCCGUGUCCGGGAUGAUCGGUGUGAGCACGGGCCUGGAGGGGACGUGUGUAGACCUGAGCAACGCCUGUCGGGAAGGGGCACCGUGGUUAGUCAAGACAGGGCGUUGGUCGGAGGAGAUUCCCCUUCGGUUGCGGCAGUUUUGGCCUCUCGGCAGGGAAGACCGGCGUACGCUGCAGCUCGCGCCGAGCCGGCUGAUACAGCGCAGGAUGGUGAAAGCCCUGACGAUUUUGCACAACGACCACAUCGGAGAAGAUUUCGCCUGGCCGAUUGGGGUGGAGAAGGUGAACUUUAAAUACUGUAACAAGGACCUCGGAGAUGUCAAGUGGCCAUCGACCAUGACGGAAGUCCGACUUUCUUGGGCCUUCGCUCAAGCGGUUGAACACAUUGUGUGGCCGGAAAGCCUUAAAGGACUGGAUUUUGGGAACUACUUCAACUCCCCGGUGGAGGGCGUGGAUUUUCCCGACGGACUGGAGCGGAUACGGAUGUCGCGGUGUUUCAAUCAGCCAAUCGCUGAAGUGAAGUGGCCGUCGCGACUGCUGGUGUCGGGGUUCGGCGCAAAGUUCAACAGGCCGCUGAACGGAGUGAUUUGGCCAGACACCCUGAAAUACCUCGAUCUCAUGGGACAAGACUUCAACCAGCCUAUACACGUUGCGCCCCUGCCGCGAGACUUGGCGGUGCUCAUGCUUGGCGACUCCUUCGAUCAACCCCUGGAUACUGUAGCCUGGCCCAAAGGCUUGUUGGAGGUGUUCAUAGGGCAGGGGUUCACUGGGUACGAGAGCCCUCGUUUGGCGGACGUGGUGUGGCCGUCGGGCCUUCGGCUGAUGUCGGCUCCGAGGAUGAAUAUCGGGCAUUUGCCCAAGGACUGCUGCCGCGAGUUCGUUGGCGACGUCGAUGGCGAAGCCCCAUGGCUAGCGGAUGAAACGUGGCCCCUCGAGUUUGCCGGCGGCGGUGGCGUAUUCGGGAUGGGUGUGUUGUUGGAUACCGAUAGUGACUGAAGUUGUCCCGGCUGCCUGUGAAUGGUACCCGGUUUUUCAGUUUCCAACUUGGCUUGCCUUUUCAUGUCGACGCUGCUGGUUGGCCGGUAUUCCCACAAGCUUCAACUGUGGAGGUGCUCAUAGAACUUGCACGGCCCACGAUUGAUUCGUCGUGGCCGACGCUCGCUGACUAUGUGUUGGCACGUAAUGUAUUUUGAUGUACAACGGCUUUUGCCUCUCUCCUUCGUGUGGUCUGAGUCUGAUAAACGGGCUAUUAAUGUACGUAUGCAUAAGAUAUUUCUGUUGUGUCGGUUGAGUGUAUAGAAGGAACGCUCUAUCCCCAUCGGUUGUCUUUACGCGCGGAUGUCUCUCGCUGCUGAUUGAUCCAAGACGGAGAAGAAGGGAGCGUUUGGUUGCAAACACUAGGGCCAAAGGUGCUGCAAAUCAUGCCGCCCUCGUGCUGCGAAUGCAAUCGAAACAGCAGGUUGUAUUUUAGUUGAACGGAGAGCUCGUCCUUAUUUCGUUUAUUCGUUGAACAUGGUUACCCUGUUAGCACAGAAGUUUGUUUAUUUUCAAAAAGAUGGUACGGUGGCCAGAGAGAGGUUUCUGUGGGUGAUUGGUGCCAUAGACCAAUACGGUACCUCCCGUAGAUAGAUGCAGCCCAGGGAGUGUCAGUG